CUGGACUUAACCUACCUCCACAUUACCUCAUCAAUGAAAAGCCAACCAGAUGGCGGACUCGACAGAGGAGGAUCAAGUGCGUGAUGAACAAGAGAAAGCCAUUCUUCAGGUCCUUAAAGCUGAUAGGAAAAGCCAGCGUCUGGCACCAACAAGGCAGGAGAUGGAUGCUUUGGAACCAUUGAGAAAGACCCGCCACGGCCCUCCGAUCAAGUACAUAGACACACUGUCUGGGGAAGAUUACGUCAGCCAUAACUCACACCUGGGCUCCAUCUUCUCCAUUGCACUGUUGCGGCUCCAGCCAGAAGGCGACACAGGCCUGACACAGGACAUGGAGGGGGCCACCCUCCAGUGUUGUAUCCCAGCCGCUAUUGCCCCUUCAGAGAGGGCAUUCACCUGGUGACAAUAGUGUGACCUGCCACAGAUCUGCUUUGGAGCCAGUAUCAGUUUGCAGACUUGUUUUAUGGCUAACAACCUAGAUGGUAGUUGUUAGCAAGGAGGCUGGCUAAGUAAACCGGUAACAGUAUUUGUCUUUUUGUACAGAUAGAGUUGAACCGUUGUACUUUGAACAUGCACUGUUGUAUUUUGAGUUAAAGCAAGGCCAACCAAGUAAAGAGGUAAGGAGCCUUUUUUUAAAUUUGCAAUAUGCUGGCCUAUCCCAGCAACGCUGUAAAUGAAAAGCAGUAUUUUAUUUUGCAUUUUGAGUAUUUUGAGUGUUGCAUUGCAUCUGGUAUCUCAUGUUGUCUAAUUGGAUUUUACACUUAUUAAUAGUUAUGAAUAUUAUAUUAAAUAUCUGUAAAGGCCGAUCCGCUAGGUGCAACUUAAUUGUAGACACUGCAAGUUGUAUAUGAAGUCGCGGACUCGGUCCAGUUUGGCUCAGAGAGAGGACAGAGUGCCUGCUAUAGACGACAUGAAGUUUUAUGCAAUAAUAGCCUAGCCUAGCCUAUUAGUAAAACGGCGAAUAGUGAUGGUAGGCUACAACCGUUUUUUUCUUUCGUUUAAUUGUUCACAGUAGCCUAAGCCUAGCAAUGAUCAAUGGGCGAGAUCAUAAAUAACAUUGGAGUAUUCUGCAGCUGCAAUAAAAUAGGUCAUCAUUUCAGAUAAGACUCUGGAAACGAAACCUAAACUCAACCAAGUCUGCGGAGAGACGACCUUCGUCGAAUGAGUCCCUAUAGCGAGAUCUCUCUACUCUCCAGGAGUGAGGCGCGCCUCCAGGGCACCACCAGCCCGAGACGGCAAGUUGGUGGUCGUGGGGUCGCCAUGCUGCUGCCGGACAAUCGGACGGAGGUUUGGACCGACAUAUUGGGCUUCAACAGGACGGGUCUCGGUGCCGAGGAGGACCCGGGAGGUCCAGAGGCUGUAGCAGUUCCUGUGAUCUUCGGAGUUAUAUUUGUGCUUGGCGUUGUUGGGAACAGCUUGGUUAUGUUUGUCAUCGGCAAGAAUAAGUCCGGAAAGCGCUCUGGGAGCACCACCAACAUCUUCAUCCUGAACCUCAGCAUAGCAGACCUGUCCUUUCUGCUUCUUUGCGUCCCGUUUCACGCAACUAUUUACUCUCUGCCUGAGUGGAUAUUCGGAGCGUUCCUAUGCACAUUUGGACACUAUUUUGUCAUGGUUAGUAUGCUGGUGAGCAUUUUUACACUUGUGGCCAUGUCGGUGGACAGAUACAUCGCCGUGGUGCACUCCAAAAAGGCUCCGUGCAUUCGCAACCGGAGAAAUGCCCUGAUCGGAGUUGGUCUCAUUUGGGGAUUGUCCUUCAUCUUCGCCAUCCCAGUGGCACAGCACCAGAUCUUAACAAACCACCCCAACGCCCCUAACAGCACGUUUUGUUGGGAGGUGUGGAUCGGUGCAUCAAAACAAACAUAUAAAGUCACUAUUUUUGCGUUUGGUUAUCUGCUGCCUUUGGGGCUGAUCAUAUGCUGCUAUACAAAGGUAUUGUUUCAUCUACAUAAGAAGCUUAAGAAUAUGUCAAAAAAGUCUCAACGUUCAAAAAGAAAGACCGCCCAGACCGUACUGCUGGUGGUCACCGCCUUCACCAUCUGCUGGAUGCCCUACCACAUCAUCACAAUGUGGGUGGAGUUUGGCACAUUCCCCCUGACGGACGCCUCCUUCGUCUUCCGCAUCGCGGCCCACUGCCUCUCCUACGGGAACUCCUGCAUCAACCCCAUACUCUACGCCUUCUUGUCUGAAAACUUCCGCAAGGCAUGCCACCAGGUUUUCAACUGCCAAUGCCUUCGUCCACCACCCCCUGUUGAGAAGGUGAAGCGCAGCCGCAUGGACACCUUCUCCACCACCCAUUCCGGCGCCAACAUAUGAGAAGAGAGAGCAAUUUUCGGUUGGUGAAUUGUCCUUUCCGUGACACCUGGAAGGAGAAAGAAAUAAACCAGAAACAAAGGGGCGGCAUGUGGCUCAGGAGGUAGAGCGGGCUGGCUGGUAAAGGGAAGGUUGUUAGUUCGAUCCCCGAGUGUCGAGGUGUCCCUGAGCAAGACGCCUCACAUCAAACUGCUCCCGAUGAGCUGGCUGUCGCCUUGCAUCGUUGACACUAACAUGACUUAGGGAAUAUUGUGCGCUUUGUGUGGCCACUGUUUUAAAAAAAAAAUGCUGUAUGAAUGCAGUCCAAAAAAUAAAGAAACACUGAAAAGGAAAAC
This is a messenger RNA of Gadus morhua (Atlantic cod), 2642 nucleotides long. RefSeq names its product galanin receptor 1b (gene galr1b). Gene Ontology annotation, biological process: G protein-coupled receptor signaling pathway. Gene Ontology annotation, cellular component: plasma membrane. Bases 1159 to 2310 code for a protein of 383 amino acids. The transcript has 3 exons. The record is from RefSeq and is a predicted model, not a curated record. Gene Ontology annotation, molecular function: G protein-coupled receptor activity. Lineage: Eukaryota; Metazoa; Chordata; Actinopteri; Gadiformes; Gadidae.